AUGAUUCAGAUACUAGAGGAUAUGCUUCAGAGCUGUGUGAUUGAUUUUCAAGGUAGUUUGGAGGAUUAUCUACUGCUAGCUGAGUUCACCUAUAAUAAUAGCUUCCACUCUAGCAUCCAGAUGGCACCUUACAAGGCUCUAUAUGGUCGUAAUUGUCGUACUUUACUGUGUUGGACUGAGUUGGGUGAACGUCAGAUUUUGGGUCUUGAGCUGGUUUCUGAGACAAAGGAUAAGGUCUCUCCAUGGAAGAAUGUUCUGAGGUUCGGUCGUAAGGGCAAGCUGAGCCCUAGGUUUAUUGGACCGUACCGGAUUCCGAAAUAUGUGGGACCAGUUGCUUACCAGUUGGAGCUACCCCCUGAACUAGACCAUAUUCAAGAUGUGUUUCAUGUCUCGAUAUUGAGGCAGUACCGUUCUGAUCCUUCCUAUGUAGUCGCAGUUGAGGAGAUCGAGGUUAGGCUGAACUUGACCUUUGAGGAGGAGCUAGUUCAGAUCCUAGAUCGAGAUGUUAAGGUUCUGCGGAAAAAGUCCAUUCCACUAGUGAAGGAGAAGGUCAAGGGGCUGGAGGUUCCCAAUUGGACCUUUGAUUGUGCAGAAACGUUGUUAAACAUUCUAAGGUUUCAAGAGGCUCGGGAGUAUCUUCGCUACGAAACAGUAUAG
This is a messenger RNA of Gossypium arboreum, 657 nucleotides long. RefSeq lists its product as uncharacterized. The transcript has 4 exons. The record is from RefSeq and is a predicted model, not a curated record. Gene Ontology annotation, molecular function: nucleic acid binding. The coding region runs from base 1 to 657 and encodes 218 amino acids. Lineage: Eukaryota; Viridiplantae; Streptophyta; Magnoliopsida; Malvales; Malvaceae.